AUGUUUUCAAUGGAGUUAUUUGAAACUAGAAAGGUCGGCAAGCAUUUGUUCAUAUUCGUCAAAGAAAUAGGGGAGAAUGGUAGUGCCAAGGAGCAAACGUUCAUAAAGACAUGUUCCUCCACAGGCGAUUGUAAUAAACUCCCGUCAAUGUUCAUGGAGUAUUUGAGAAGAUUUUUUGAUAUGCUCGACAAAAACAACACUGGCUUUAUUAAAUUAAGUGAUGUUGAAGCUCAUUGGGGAAAAAUCAACGGUGGUGAUAGUGUACAUUCUUGCGAUCCAUUGAAACAUGUACGUAGAGUGACUUCAGAUAAUGGUUUGUUAAAUUUUGAAUUGUUUUGCGAGGGCAUUGGAGAAGCAAUGAAUCGCGAAGAAGCGGUUUCGAUGCCAAAUCAUUCCAGAAGUAGUUCGGUAAAAAAUGGUCAAAAUUUUGUAUCAAAAGAUGGACAUUUAUCUCAGCGUUUUGAAAACCAUAAACAUUCAACUUGUGAAGAUUCGAUACUAAGCGAAUCGGGUGUUCGUAAGAGGAAAAAGAAUCAUGGUGAUCAGUUUAGUACAUGCAAGAAUGAAAGGACAAAAUCAUCUUUAUUGUCCACAGAAUAUAAUGGUAAACUAACCGAUUUUAUUUCAAAAAAAAACUUUUCGGAGUCUGAUAUCUGCAAUGGAUAUUCUCGUCACAGCAUGGAUGAACGUGAUCCGGAAGUUAACAAUAAAGUUUCGCGAAAUUCAACCAAAUCUCGUCCGAAGUCUGUGACUUUUCAAGACGAUGUUAUGACAUCCAAGUUUGAUGAACUUGCGCGUUAUGAAAAGAAAAGAGGUGAUAUGUGCAUGGAAAUCACCGACGAAGGUUUUGUUACUGAACAAUUUAAACAUAAUGGAAUUGUGGAGAGAACGAAACAGUUUAAUACAUCUGAAGUUAUGUUGACGUGUAAAGGAGUUGAAUGUUCAGAUAACGAAGCUUGUAGUCGCAGGAGUAAACACGUUUUGCCUACUGUUCGUUAUUCUGGCAAUCAUUUGAAUGAUGAAGAUGAAAUGAAUGAUUCGAAAAGGGUUGGUGAGCGCUGCAGGCUUACAAAGUCUACACCACCAACUAAAGUGUUUUACAAAGGCCACAUGAAAACAUCUCGAAAGCUUCAACUUGAUGCCAGAGCUCAUUUUCAGACGACACCUAAAAGGGAACAAGAAGAAGCCACUAAGAUUACUACUGCAAAUGAGGAACUAGUUUUGAGAAACGGCCUGCGAGCAAUUGACGAAAUCAAACACCGGUUAUUACGGAGAAUAUCUCAAAUUGAGGAGAAAAAGCUUUACGAAAAACUACAAAUCAACUCUGAUAUAGGUGGAAAAACUUUGGAAGCGUGGAAUAAUUUCACCCUCGAAGCGCUGUCGUCACAUUUCCACGGACUAUUGGGGAUAAUGAAGGAGGCGAAACGACCUUUAUGUAAACAGUAAGAGACCUGCAACAAUGUACUACGAACAAUAUACAUUGAUCACGUGGCUCGUGGUUCCAUGUUACAUAUUGGUCAUUGUGAUGGGGACAUUUGGGAAUAUUGUAGUACUGAAAGCAUACUUGACAAGUGAAAGAGUCUGGAAUCGGUCCUACAACUUAAUCCUGUGUAAUGGAGUUAUCGCAGAUCUGAUAAUCUGUUCCUUUUU
Messenger RNA from Xenia sp. Carnegie-2017, 1650 nucleotides. RefSeq lists its product as uncharacterized. Gene Ontology annotation, molecular function: calcium ion binding. The record is from RefSeq and is a predicted model, not a curated record. The coding region runs from base 1 to 1446 and encodes 481 amino acids. The transcript is spliced from 4 exons. NCBI's taxonomy places the organism in Eukaryota, Metazoa, Cnidaria, Anthozoa, Malacalcyonacea, Xeniidae.